Messenger RNA from Temnothorax curvispinosus, 2251 nucleotides. RefSeq lists its product as uncharacterized. The record is from RefSeq and is a predicted model, not a curated record. Bases 480 to 1739 code for a protein of 419 amino acids. Gene Ontology annotation, cellular component: extrinsic component of mitochondrial inner membrane. The transcript is spliced from 4 exons. Lineage: Eukaryota; Metazoa; Arthropoda; Insecta; Hymenoptera; Formicidae.
GUCGUUACGCUCGGUAUCGGUAAUGAUACAUGGGUUCGUAUCCGUGCUAUGGUUCGUGUCCGAACUACUCAGAUGGAGAUGGAGGGACUAUACCGGUCGCGCAAACAAUGGAAGAAGAAGAAGACGAUCAAAACAAUUGACAGAGGUCGAGUGGCUGUAGCACAUGUGGUAGGAUCAGUUUCCCGCCAUUCUUUACGUGAGUAAGUCAGAGUUUCGACAAAAGCCCGUUUAUCGCAGAUUAGGAACGUAGUUCAGGUUACAGCAUAUAUAUUUACAGGCUUCAGCCUCACACAGAUAGCAGAGCUAAGCUGGUGACGGUUUAGAAAGUGCCGUUGUACGCGGAGUGCGCACGAAUCCUCUAUUUGAUAAACCAGCAAAAACAAUAAAUCACGGGUGAACGCACAACAUUCCAAACACUAUAUUUGUCCUUUACGCUGAAGGAGACUUUAAUAUAACGAGACUGUGUAUAGGCAGAAGUCAUGGAAUCGGAAGCAGGAAAUCAAAUUCAAAACGACUAUACCAAGUUUUUCUACGCAACGAUGUGUCACGUGUGCAAACGGUUUGGCGACGGUGUCUCUUUGAAGCGGUGCAGUAACUGUAAGAUGAUCUCCUAUUGUAGUAAGGAACAUCAGAAGCAGCACUGGAAGCAGCACAAACCUUUGUGCAAAGCUAUACAGGACGCGCUGCUAGACUACAACAUGGAUUAUCGCGGUGAAACUACAAACGAAUGGGCCGAAAGAAAGAUGGCCUUCGCGAAGCUAGUGUCGUCCAGGCUGGGACGUCGUCUGCAUGCGGAUGAGAAGCAGAUGAUCUAUUUUCCAAAAGAGUGCCUAGUUUGCCACGAAUGGAAGUCGUUGAAGAGUUGUCAGAAGUGUGCGGCCAGUUUUUGUCAAAUUCACAAAAACAACCCUGACCACUGGGACAUCUGCGCUCCCCUGCAACUAUGUCUUGGCAUAGAUUUAAUUGAGAUAGGAGAGAUUCCGGAGCACAAACUUCCGUAUUUUGACUUGCAAGAUAAUCCCUGCGCGAGUACAUUUCAGAACAUGAGAGACUUUAUAAAGGCUAAUUGGAUUACUCAGGCUGACACAGAGGUGUUGUACACUGUCGCGGAAGACAAACUCUCAAAACGUCUGACGGGUCCCUUGACGCUGUUUUAUGCUGUGCAAAGGUUAAACUAUGUCCCAAAAAGCAAGGGUUUAGUAGUCGUUCAUGUUAUAGGUGCAAAUGUCAUCGACCAAGCCUUUUUAUGGGAAGUUUUUCUGGAGGUAAUGGUGGAGACCUUGAGAUCAGACAUAGAGAUAUCAGUAAAGAUUGUAAUGAUAGGGCCGGGCUUAAAAGAUAAAUUCGUUCCGUCACGCACUGAUGACUUUAUUGGGGCUGAAAUGUCUUAUGAGUACCACGACGUGUCGUACGAGAAAUACGUGCGCAGUCCGUCAUUCAUAAAACCGAACUUGAUCAUAGGAUUUAAUGUGAGUAUUGGUGAAAAAGAUGAUAAUAAGGAAAUAUCGGCGGCAUCCAUACAUGCGUUGGCGAGGCAGAGUUGUCCGUUCGUCUUGGCGUUCACUUUGGUGCAGUGUCUUCACAUUGGGAUGAGCAAAAUCAACACAAUCCUGGGUAAGGAGGUAGAUUAUCUCUAUAGCGGAAAGAACCCUUUCGCUUGUUGCAGACCGUAUAGAGGCUUUGGGUGUGUGAAGUAUACCAAUCAGUAUGUAGUUAUCUACCAAAGUCUUUGUUCGUAAAUAAUAUGCGUAAUUUAAGUUACCGAUACAAACUGAAGGCUGUGUUUCAUGCUGAAAAAAACGUUGCGUUGCGAAAUGAAAGAAUAUUUUGUUUAUCCCAUUCUGAAGAGAUAUGUGGCGGGGUGGACGCUGGGACGAGCGGACGAUUCUGUUUUGCUAGCGCAUGUAUGGAAUUUUACGUUUAAGAAAUGCAACGGAAGGGACGCAAAGAUAACUGUAUGAACUACAACCGCGAAUCGCGACGCAUUAUCACGAAAUAUUCUGCAAAAGACUAAAUUCGACACUCCGGAAUGUCUACUUAUAUUUAUAAUCCAAGAAGCUAUUAUUUACUUGUUGAAUCGAUUAUCUUAUAUCAGUCGAGCAUAAAUGGAUUAUAAAUAUAACAGGAGUGGAUGCGGUAACGUGAAGUAUUAUUACAAUGGCUUUUAGUUCUGUUUGUAAUGAAGACAAACCUUUUUUUUUUUUUUCGAUAAUUUUUAUAAUAAAAUUUAUAUCUUUGUAAUAAAUAUGUA